Messenger RNA from Spodoptera littoralis (African cotton leafworm), 2769 nucleotides. The record is from the annotation of a GenBank genome assembly. NCBI's taxonomy places the organism in Eukaryota, Metazoa, Arthropoda, Insecta, Lepidoptera, Noctuidae.
AUGGCCGCAGUGUGUUUACGGACUAGUGAAUUAUUUUUAUUAUUAUUUUUAAUAAUCAGCACGUGUGCCGUCGCACCACCAUGGAUAUUUUCUGUAAAACAAUACACGAAAACUUGUGAUGUUAACAGGUGUGUGUUUGAUAUUGAUGUGAACGCGAAAAAUGUGGAUGAAUGGUCCUUAACUUUGGAGCCGGCGUCCGAGCAAAAAUGUGGAUCUUUGUUUGUGAAUAACGUAUUUGAAAAUGUACUUGUUGAAUUACCUAAUGAUGGGAGGAGGGUGUACUUCUGUGUUAAAAGCGAUGGAUUGUGGCACCAUCAAGGAGAAGGUGUCUAUUUGGACUCAAAUGACGUCACCGGCCCGAACGCCAUAGAUUUACCAAUCGAAAACGAGAUCGAAGAUGAAGAUGAUGACUUCACCAGCAUCAUUGAAGAUUCCUAUGCACCAAACCACGAAAGGAUCCGUCGCCAAGCUGAUGCACCGACCACAGCAGCUCCAGAAGUCGCUGACACCUCGGACGCACCAGUCGAAACUGCUGUAGACUCGAAUGCUACUGUGAACUCAAGUUUAGGCCCCAAAUUUGUCCAUCCAGAAGGAGCUAUCAAACUGAUGGGUCUGAGGGUUGAAGAGUCGGAGAAGGAACCGAAAAUUGUAGACGAUUUAAUUCCUAGUGUUCUUCGUGAAACCCAUUUCUUUUUAAGACUUUUUGGAGAGAAUUUUACCAAUGAUACAAUUAUUGCUUUUACACAUACCCCAGCGGCUUAUGGCGAUACUUGUGAUCAUCUUCUAAAUGGAGAAUAUAAGGUGUCCUACGCCGAAGCGAACUCCGCACUCCUCUCAAUGAUCGCCCCUCCCCCACUAGACGACUACAAAUUCUACAUCUGCGCGAAAAACUCCGAAAAAGAGCAUUUCCUGCACCAAGGUUCCGAAAAAUGGAAGAUUUUGGCCACACAUAACAAACUCUUACCUCUAUGGGCUUCAAUUAUCCUGAUCAUAAUCCUACUGCUUCUGGCUUCUCUCUUCUCCGGUUUGAAUUUGGGUCUGAUGGCUUUGGAUAGGACUGAGUUGAAGAUCAUAGCUAAUACUGGAACUGAGAAGGAGAGGAAAUAUGCCAGAGCAAUCAUGCCGGUCAGGGCUCAUGGAAACUAUCUUCUAUGUACAAUUCUUUUGUCUAACGUCGCCGUCAACAGCACGUUCACUGUUAUUCUUGAUGAUCUGACGUCUGGUCUGGUGGCUGUUAUUGGCUCGACCCUGGCUAUUGUGUUCAUUGCUGAAAUUACUCCUCAAGCCGUCUGCGCAAGGCAUGGAUUGUUUGUUGGUGCUAAGAGUAUCUGGAUUAUGAAGAUCGUGAUGGGUAUCUGCGCCCCACUGGCGUGGCCGACCAGCAAGCUCCUGGAUUACUUCCUGGGUGAGGAAAUCGGAACACAUUACAACAGGGAGCGCCUAAAGGAGUUGGUCAGGGUAACAGACCAUGUGAACGACUUGGAUAAAGAAGAGGUGAACAUCAUCUCUGGUGCCCUCGACCUUCGCAAGAAAAAGGUCAGCGACGUGAUGACCAAGCUCAAGGACUGCUUCAUGCUGCCCAUCAACAGCAUCCUGGACUUCGAGACUAUGUCUGAAAUUGUCAAGUCUGGCUACUCCCGCAUCCCAGUAUACGAAGGCACCCGCGGCAACAUAGUGACGGUGCUGUUCAUCAAGGACCUGGCCUUCGUGGACCCUGACGACAACACUCCGCUGCGGACGCUCUGCCAGUACUACCAGAACCCCUGCAACUUCGUCUUCGAGGACAUCACCUUGGAUGUCAUGCUGAAGCAGUUUAAGGAAGGUCACAAAGGCCACAUGGCGUUCGUCCAGCGCAUCGAGGAAGGAGAUGGUGAUCCAGUGUAUGAGACAGUUGGUCUGGUCACCCUAGAAGACGUCAUCGAGGAGAUGAUCCAGGCUGAAAUUGUAGACGAAACUGAUGUUAUCAGUGACAACCGCACGAAGAAGCGUUUGGCCCGUCCACUCAACAAGUUCCAGGAUCUGGCUGCAUUCGCUGGCCAUCAUGAGCACCAGCGCGUCCACGUGUCUCCACAGCUGGUGCUGGCUACCUUCCAGUUCUUGAGCACUAGCGUGGAUCCAUUUAAGGUGGACCAUAUCUCUGAGACGGUGCUCCGUCGUCUGCUGAAGCAGGAUGUCAUACAACACAUUAAACUGCGAGGUGACGAGGACAGGAACGACCCUAAGAGAUACGUGUUCUCUGAAGGAAAGCCGGUGGAUUACUUCGUCCUGAUCCUGGAAGGUCGCGUGGAAGUGACGGUGGGGCGCGAGAACUUGGUGUUCGAGGCCGGACCAUUCACUUACUUCGGCGUACAGGCGCUCACGCAGAACGUAGGACUAGCUGAAGCACCAGCACCCUCGACCCUGGGCUCGCUGCAGAAUCUGAACAUGGACUCCAUGCUGCGUCACUCCUUCGUGCCGGACUACUCUGUCAGAGCCAUCGCUGAACUAUACUACCUCACUAUUAAGAGAUCAAUGUACUUAGCCGCCAAGCGCGCCACUUUGAUGGAGAAGGGAGUGCUUGGCAGAGGAGGCACCAACGAACAAAUCGAGCCGGAGGUCGAUAAGUUGCUUCGCGACGGCGACAACCGUGUUGAGGAGAUCCGAGAGGAGAGGCAACGCGAGGACAAUUCUAAACCGUACGUACCGACUUCUGCCAGCCCCCAUACGAACGCAACAUUCAAGUCAGACAAGGAAGUACAUCCCGAAGAAGAAAAGUUAUUAAAAAAGUAA